Molecule: messenger RNA, 1752 nt
Organism: Corticium candelabrum
Lineage: Eukaryota; Metazoa; Porifera; Homoscleromorpha; Homosclerophorida; Plakinidae
Exons: 2
Coding region: 63-992 (309 amino acids)
Source: RefSeq, a predicted model, not a curated record
UUUUCUCAGCUACUAUCCAUCCUAUUUUAUGUGAGGUGAUCAAGAGACAUGAGGGUGUUACUAUGCUGGCAUAUCUAGAUGACAUCUAUGUGGUAGGUCCAGUCAAUAGUCUUCGAAAUAUUUUGGAUGAUUUGAAGUCUUCCCUGUCCACGUUGCAUUUGGAAAUUUUAGACAGAAAGUGUGAGUUGUUUUGUCCCUCUGGUAAUGUCUGUAAUUUUCCAACUCCAGUUACCUCUGAUGGCACUAUUAUACUAGGCACACCAGUAGGAAAACCUGAAUUUGUUCGUUCUCAAUGUGCUGACAUUGCCAAGGGUGGGAAGGAACUUUGCCGUGAAUUGGCCCUGCUGAAUAAUCGGCAAAUCUCCAUGCUGAUUCUACGACACUGUCAUGUGCCUAGAUUGAACUACUUGGCAAGGCAAGUAUUUCCUCGUGAUCUAGAACUGGCAGCAGUCAUCCAUGACAAAAUGACUAGAUCUUCAUUUGUGGACAUCAUUGGUUUCAAUCAUUUGAAUGAUACAGCCUGGAAACAAGCGACUCUAAAGCUGAAGAAUGGAGGCUUUGGUUUAACACAGAUUGGACAAAUUUCUCAUGCUGCUUUUGUGUCUUCUUGGUGUCAAUCAAUGAAAGAAUUGCCAUCUCGUUUCUUGUGUAUGACUGACUUGGUUGAUUAUCUUACUUCUUCUAAAGAAAAGUCGGGGUCGAUUGGCUCAGAAGUAAUUUCUAGCUUUUCCGACUUGCCACCAUUGUCCAAGUCAGCUGACAAUGAUGAAGAUUUUCAAACACUUGAUGACAUCAUCGCUUAUCCUAAGAAACUGCAGCACCGUCUUUGUACUGAGAUAAACGAAAUUAAUGUGUCUGAACUCAUUGCUCAGGCUCCUUCUGAUAAAGAUGCGGCAAGGCUGCGGUCAUUGCAAGGUCGUGGAGCCGGAGAUUGCGUCCUAUUUGAGGUUGGGAUUGGCUUUACCGUUUACCAAGUGGGUGAAAGUGUGUGACUGUGGACAACAACUGGAUCAACAAGGAUACCACCUACUAACAUGUAAAUAUGGAGGAGGUCCUGUCUGGACCCACAAUACUAUCUUGAAGGGUUGGAGUGAAUGUUUGAGUGAUUUGCACAUUCCCCAUCAAACCGAACCCCGGCAUCGUUUUGUUAGUAGCGAAAACCGUCCUGAUAUGACACUCUUUGAUUCUGAAACAGGACAGAAUCUUGACGUGGAUGUUUCAUUAGCACACCCAUGGAGUAAGGAUGCUCUCAACCACGCACACAGAGAAGAAGGGUAUGCUGCAAAAGUAAGAGAGGAGAAGAAACUAAAGAAAUACUCAGGAGAGGUCCUGCAUGGUGGUUUAUCAUCCAAGUGUGUUCCACUAGUCUUUGAACAUUUUGGUUUGUGGGGCUCGCACGCACACAAGUUUUUGUCUCAUAUAUCUAGGCAAAGCUACAAUACCACUCAUGCACAUCCUUUUAACAGCGCUCAACGUUUUAAGGCAUUCUGGAGAAAGCAAUUUUCCAUCAUUCUUCAGAGAUGCAACGCCAGAGUGAUUUCGAGGAAGCUGUCGAGAUUUUCAUGCAGUACAAACGACAGUGACAUAAUGUUUGACUGCAAUGUUGUAGGCCAAGUCCAUUAAUGUGUUAUAAUUUGCUUAGUUAUGAAGGACUGGUAGAUAUUUGAAAGUUUCCUGUACAUACGUAGAGUUUUGAUGAUAAUAAAUGAAUCUGUCUGUCUGUCUGUCUGUCUGUCUGUCUGUCUGUCUGUC